AGAAAACAAUGUUUAACAUUUCAAUCGCCAAACUCUUUCAUCUUUGGUCGAAUUUGCAAUGACAAUUGUAGGAGGAAUGGGAGACAAUAGUGAUGUUGAUAAAAACUAGAAAACGGAAAUAAAAAUGAUAAUAAUAAAGAAUAGUAAUGAAAGUGCAGUAACUAGGAUUGUAAACAAUUUUAGAAGUAAAGUGAAUUUAAUUCCUUUAAACAAAUAAUGCCUUCACAUAAUCAGAAAGACGCAUAAUGAUAGUUCAUAUCAUAAAGAAAUAAAAAAAUCUUUAGUAUCCUCACCCUCUUAAUAUCUUAGACUUUUAACCGUUUGCGAUGAAAAGUCGCUCUAAAAGUGUAUUUGAUGGAUUCUGAUAUUGACAAUAAAAUCUCGACCUUGUAUUUUUCGAGACCAAUGAUUGUUAUCAACAAAAAUUAAAUAAACAGACCUUGGGGAUGAAACUACCAAUCCAUUUUAACGAAUGUCACAGAAAUUUCCAGCUAUCGGCCAACACUAUGAGAAGAACCAUCGACUCAGUCCAGCGGUAUCGCUCAGCUGUUCAAACCAAAACAAACAAAUCGCUCCCCAAAGUCACUCGGCAAAUGUCACCCGUCGCCUCGCCAUGGACCCCAAGCUGAUCUCUCUGACUCUCGCCACAUUAACUUGUGCCCAGGCAUACUUGUAUUUACUGAACCGAAAGAGGAAAAGGAAGAAGAGGCUUCGGGUGACGCCAUAUCUGCUAAGAAAAGAUAUAAGCGAGUCUGAAAUACACCCCGAUGAUGAUCCUGCGAAGAAGAAAAAGAGGAGACUAUGGGUAAAGCCGUGGUUACAGAGAAAAAAUAAGAGUGUCUUCGAUAAAUUAAUUCAAGAAAUGCGACUCGACGAUGAUCCCGUGUUCUACGAUUUCCAUGGGAUGAAUAAGGAGAAUUUCGACAAACUGUUAUCCUUGGUGUCGCCUCACAUUCAGAAAGAAAACACCAAAUUAAGAGACUCAAUUCCUUCAGCACAACGUCUGUCUGUAACGUUACGAUACUUAGCCACAGGAGAAGCUCGUCGCUCAUUAGCAUUGCAGUACAGGAUAAGCCACUGUUUGAUAACUCGCAUCAUUCCUGAAGUCUGUAAUGCAAUACAUUUAGUUUUAAAGGAUGAUUAUCUGCAGUUACCAAAAACAUCAGAUGAAUGGCAACAAAUAGCUAGUGAUUUCAGCAGUAACUGGAACUUUCCAAUGUGCAUAGGAGCCAUAGAUGGAAAACGCUUUCUUGUUCAAUCACAAAACACUGGACCAGAAUUUUGUGACUAUAAAGGUUAUCAUGGCAUAUUAAUGGUAGCACUUGUUGAUGCUAACUACAAGUUCUUGUAUGUAGCUACAGAAGCACAAGGCCAAGCAAAUGCUGUUGGUUUCUGGGACAAUUGUAGGUUGAAAGAAUAUCUGGACAAAAAUAUGCUUCAGGUUCCACCAGCUGCUACAUUACCAUCUGUAAAUGAGAAAGUUCCUUUUGUGAUUCUAGGUGAUGAUGCUUUUCCCUUGGAGGAUUACCUGAUGAAACCUUACCCUGGCCAAAACUUAUCCAUGGACAAGAAAAUUUUUAACUACAGAUUAUCUUGUGCUCGCAGAGUAUCAGAAAAUGCCUUUGGAAUUCUCUCUGGUAAAUUCAGAGUAUUUCAGCGACCUAUUCAGGCAACUCCAGCAAAUGCACUAAGCACAAUAUUUGCAGCAGUGGUGCUCCAUAAUUUUUUAAGAAUACAUUCCAGAGUGCCUUUGCAACAGGAAUUGCUGGAAACAGAAAACAUUGACAGUGGUGUCUCACUUCCUCAUAAAAAGGUUCCAGGAAUUGAAAAGCUUGAAGACAUCCCAAGAAAAAUUGCCAGUACUGCAGAGAUAGUACGAGAUAGUUUCAAAACCUAUUUUAAUGGAGAUAGUGGAAUUUCAUGGCAGGAUGAUGUGGCUCUCUUGGAUUGAAAUAAGAUAUGCUCUAAUUUGUUAAGAAUAUUACUGUUAUGUUGCAUUCAUGUAAUUUUGUCUUUUACAUAUAAACAUAUACUAUUAUAUAGUGUGUAAUUUAGUACAUGUAAACAUAUAAAUAUAUAUAUACAUCCAUAGUCUAUAUGAAGGAAAUGUUUUGGGGUUUAUGCCAUACUUUUUAUAUAUUUUUUAAAGUUAUAUUUUGUUAUUUUCAUAGUCAAUAAAUUUGU
Penaeus vannamei (Pacific white shrimp) is the source of this 2184-nucleotide messenger RNA. RefSeq lists its product as uncharacterized. The record is from RefSeq and is a predicted model, not a curated record. Lineage: Eukaryota; Metazoa; Arthropoda; Malacostraca; Decapoda; Penaeidae.